This is a messenger RNA of Penicillium macrosclerotiorum, 2433 nucleotides long. Its product is annotated as leucine-rich repeat domain-containing protein. NCBI's taxonomy places the organism in Eukaryota, Fungi, Ascomycota, Eurotiomycetes, Eurotiales, Aspergillaceae. The coding region runs from base 1 to 2433 and encodes 810 amino acids. The transcript has 2 exons. Gene Ontology annotation, molecular function: protein kinase binding. The record is from RefSeq and is a predicted model, not a curated record. Gene Ontology annotation, cellular component: cytoplasm.
AUGGAGAAACUAAACACUGAAGAUGGACAACUCUUCAUCAAGAACCUGGCCAGUUUUGUCCGGACUCAUGAAAAGGCCCUCGCGAACGCGCUGCAGCUCCGUCGCCAGUCCAAAAAUGUCGUAACCCCCCAAUCCCCGACCAGCGCCUCGACCUCCGGCUCCUUCUCCUCUACCUCCCUGACCCUGGCCGCGGCCUUAUCCUUCGGAGCCCUGAAGUUCACCUCCCAAAACAUCAAGCCCGCCAAACUCACCCUGACGCCGCACCACCUCUUCUACCUCCUGUCGCGCUUCGAGGAUCUGUCGAUUGCGGUGGGGCCGAUGAACGUCCGUCUGGAGAAUAUUCAUACCGAGGUGUCUCAGUCCUACGUGUCGUUCCUGAACAAACCCCAACGGUCCAAGAGCGAUGGGGCGUCCAUCCAUUCCGUAUCCAGCGUGCGUAGUGUCAUGUCGGGCAUGAGCGGCCUCUGGUCCUCAUUUGGUCUCGGUCUCAAGGACUCGACCUCCAAGUCUGAAAAGGCCAAGGUCGCCCUGGAAGCGGACCUGAAGUACCUUUACUCGGCAUUUACGAAGAUCCCCUGUCUCCGCUUGGCUCCGGACCACCGGGCUCGCCUCAUCAGUGGUUACGAAGAAUUUCCUUUCGAUACGGCUGUGCCGCUUCAUUCUUUCAAAAACCUGAGCGCUUUAGAGAUCAUCGACAUAGACUACCGCUCCUUCUACGGGUGGGACCGCCUAUCCGAGCAGCUGCGCACCCUCUCCAUUAAACGGGCUCAUCUGGAUGAUCCCGCCGAUCUGCUGACAAGAAUUGUGCUGGACGACAUCGACAAGCGACGACGCCGCUCAGCUAAGUCUCAACAGUCCCCGCCGCUCGGCUGGGCGACCAGUGCUGGCACUCAACCCGUCCACACCCCCGAGCAUACUUCCAUCUCCGCACCAGGGUCUCCGGUGGCUGAGAAUGCCCUCGCGAGCAGUACCAGCCCCAAGUCCGUCCCCAUGAUGCGCGCCGGAUCGGAGGGGACGAAGGUGCGUGCCCGGGCUGAGAGCCUCUCCCCCAGCCGCCCGGCCACCAAGCAUGGUCACCGUCACACCCGCAGCCAACGUAUUCGGCGAACGGGCUCAGGUAGCUCGAACUCCAGUGACACCUCGGGAGGUUACCGGACCGGCAGUUCAUCGAUUCUUCUCCCCGGCGUUCUCCCUCCCUCCAAAUGGCGAUUCCUUCGACACCUUGGGCUCCCGGAGAAUUCGUUAACAUCAAUCUCCGCGGCCAGCCUGGCUCCCGUGGCCAAUACCCUCAACUCCCUUGAUCUGUCCUCAAACCUCUUGACUGAGAUCCCGGACAGCUUGGCUUCGCUGAUGGCUCUCCGUGCCCUGAACCUGUCCCACUGCAUGAUCGAUUCUCUGCACUCCCUUUCGCGGAAUCCCCUUCCCGCAAUCACCGCCCUCAACCUUCGAGGUAACCGACUCCGCUCGCUGGCGGGCAUCGAGCGAUUACUCUCCCUGGAGAGGUUGGACUUGCGGGACAACAACCUCAUGGAUCCGACAGAGAUGGCACGCCUGACAAGUCUCCCUGAAAUACGCGAGAUCUGGGUGUCCGGCAAUCCGUUUGUGAAGACUCACUCCAAUUAUCGUGUGACGAUCAUGAAUCUGUUCCGGCGGACCCCUGGCUAUGCCGAGGAUAUCAUCAUUGAUGGACGUGGACCUGGUUAUACAGAACGAAAGCAAUUGGUCGACCGUGUUGCAGAGCCGGAAGGGGCCCCUGUCGUCCGUUCUAGCGCCGCAGACCAGUCGACCGUGGUGCAAAAGUCCACUAGCCCUGCUGCUGUCGCCCAGGGCCCGCCCCCACCAGUACCCCCCAAGGAUAAUAUUGAUCUCUCUCCCACAGCUGUUGCUCCGCAGGAGGGGGACAGCGGAACCAAUCGCCGCAAGAAGAUCCAACGGCGCCGAAUUGUCGACCUAUCGAUUGACAACCCCUUUACCACGGACGGCCUCGGCGCCGCUGGUCCCGCCACAGCAGGCCUCUUGCCAAUCCAGCAAUUACAUGGCCCUGCCAGCCCUUCUGUUGUGCUCCCACAUGAGCUCCAGCUGAGAUUGGAGAGUGGUACACCUUCGGGGUCCUCCAGCAUUCAAAGCCCGGCUAAGCCCAUGCGCUCCUCGAGUCCCCCCUCCCUGCAGACCACCAUGCUUUCAUCCACAUCAAGUAAGGAUUGGGCUCUGGACGAAGAGCUCUACCGUCAACAGUUGGAGGCUCUCCGUCAGGACGUUGGCCAGAGCUGGAUCACCGUUCUUGGGGAGCAUCCCUGGGACAACUCUCAGAAGGGCCUUGCAGCGAAUCAUCUACCUGGCACUGGCCUUGAUCAUGCUGCCCUUCCGACUGCGCCACUUGCCCGGGCCAGCAGCCAUGCGAUCCUGAGUGGUGGCCAUGCCUUGGGUGGUUAA